Molecule: messenger RNA, 513 nt
Organism: Aspergillus luchuensis
Lineage: Eukaryota; Fungi; Ascomycota; Eurotiomycetes; Eurotiales; Aspergillaceae
Exons: 1
Coding region: 1-513 (170 amino acids)
Biological process (GO): nucleoside metabolic process
Molecular function (GO): catalytic activity
Source: RefSeq, a predicted model, not a curated record
AUGCAUGCUGUCUUCUUCUACAGUAUCUAUCUCACUGAAAUUGUGGAAAGUUAUCCUGAUAUGAGUUCAGUAUACUCGGAUUCUGGUGUAGAGCACGACAUCCUCUUUGCGAGUGACUACGAUCAUGAUACACUCAGGGAUGGUAGUUUCUGCGAUGGAUGCGACCGUUCGAAAUUGGUCCAGCGCCAACCACGACUUUCUACUGCUCCCCGUAUCCACUAUGGACUCAUCGCAUCGGGUAACAGGGUAAUGAGAGACGGCAAGACUCGCGACAAAUUGCGGGACGGACAUGACAUCCUCUGCUUCGAGAUGGAAGCUGCUGGAAUUGUCGACUCAUUCCCUUGCCUGGUGAUUCGAGGAAUCUGUGAUUAUUCCGAUUCGCACAAAAAUAAGGCAUGGCAGGGAUAUGCGGCUGCGACUGCGGCUGCUUAUGCCAAAGAGCUUCUGAGCGUCAUAGUAGGGACUCAGACUGACAAUUCGGGCGACUGGACACUAUGCUAUGGAAGUGAUUAG